CAAAGCAAAACCAUCAGCAGCCAGAGCAGAGGGUACGCCGAAUCGUCGCUUGCUUCAUCAACACAUUUCGUUUCGACGGAUCCAAGCGAGAGCAUGCCAGUGGCAACAAUCUUUGAAGUGGAAUCAUUUUGACCAAGCUAGCAGAGAGCAACAUUCGUGUGUGUGCGAUUGAAACCCAAAAGACGACAUCGCAGCAAGCGGGAGCGCUAGAGCUGAAGCAGAAACGUUGUGUGCGAACAAGAAGAAGACCCAGAGGAAUAACAGCAACAAGAAGAGCGUGAUUUAUUCAGUGCCUGCUUCGUUGGAUCGGCUUUUGGAUAAGAGUGCGAAACCAGUGUUGUAGUUUCCGAGGGGAGGCGAUCUACGGAUGUGUGUUUGGUUGAUUGAUUUGGAUUACCAGUGAAUGGUGGGGGAUUGUUGUGAAAGAAUCUGAUUACGAUAUUCGUUGUAGAAAGUUGGAAAAUCAUAAACAUCUUGUGAAUUCAACCCUGGUGGGAGGUUUUUCACUUGGUCGCUGGUGGUAAGAAGCGCCACUACCGGCCACAGUUGGUACUAUCCUUGGCUGUACAGAGUGUGAAAUGGCGACAAAUGCAAAAUUUAUGUCUGAAUUGGAACGAGUGAGCAAUUUUCGGCCCAUACUAUAGACCCAAAUUGGUGUAGAUUUUGAGUGUGCGAUUGAGGGUGGAUUUGGAAUAUUAAGAAUCAAAAUGUCGGCAAAGGACGUUGAAAACGGGGAGGAUAGGAAAAUUUUGCACGCGAAGCAAAAUGACGUCGCUUCAGUGCAGUGCAUGAGCGGAGCAAAGCCUGCUACUGCUGUCGAGAGCGAAAUGAUCGGAACAGCAGCAGCAGCGCUCGAUGUGGCGCCCGAACGAACUAACAACACUUCGGGUGAAACCCGAACGAACACGGCAGCGACUGCUACGAUGAGUGUGGAUGAGAACGAUUCGGCUAGUGGGAAUUUCGCGGCUUCUUCCACUGCCGGAAUCGACGAUGGGUUGGCGGCAAUGUCCCCCGGCAGUGGCAGAGGUGGCGGCAGGAGAACAACGAUGACGGAACAAGGUAGCGAUGGAAGCGACAAAAACAACAGCAAACGCAAAACCCGCCGUGGCAAGACCAAGCGUGGUAAACGGUCAUCUAGUGCGCGACCUUAUUCCAAAUCCCAAUGGAAGUACCAUGUACCGAUGCUCCGGUCGACGGCGGCCAAUAAACGUCGCGUUAAGGUAUCCUUGGGGGGACUGACCACUAGAAGUGCUGGUAUCAUCACUACGAAGGAUCCGUUCAUCUUGUCCGAUCAACCACCGCUAGUGCCAUACAACACCAAUCGCUUCCUGAUGGAAGACCACAUGCCCCACGUCCUAACUCCCUCAGGUAGAACCCGUGAUUCAAGUUUUUCUAUAGAUUCAGAAGAAAAUUAUUUCUACUCACUACCAGAGGACGAAGAGGAAUUCCUGACCAAGGAGUUCUCCAGCGUGUACGAAGACGCGCGCUCGGAACGGCUGGAAGGGCUCAGCAAGAGCCAGCUGAUACAGGAGUACUUGCAGCUGGAGGCCAACUAUGAGCAAGUCAUGCGGCGCUACAACGCCGUCAAAUCGCUCUCAAUCAGGGAGGAAAACGAAAGUGCUGUGAAUAAUGCAACGAUGACGACCAAAGAUGCAAUCGAGGGAGGCGUGGCGUUAGCGGCGCCCGUUGCUGCAGCGACCGAUCGAAGAAGGCUGGAGGAUAGGAUUCGGGAGCUCACCGCAGAGAACCUCGAACUCCGCCGCCAGUUGGAGCACGCAUCGCGCCUCGGCAUGGUCCUGUCGGCCAAAUCAUCGCCACGCAGCUACGGCGGUGUAUCUGGGCCCCAGAUGGUCGAACGGAUGGACAGUUCCUCCUGCCAUGGCACGAGCAGCGAGGACAGCGAAUCGGACAGUUCCUCCUCGACCAGUUCCAGCAGUAGUGACAACGAUGACGACGAUGGCAGUUCCAGCAGCAUGAGCGACGAUGACAAUGACGACCGCGAUCGGGAACCACUGGUGGUUGCCAUGGAAGGAUCGGACGAAGCGGUCGUUCCGAUGGAAUCGAACGGCUGCCACCAGAACGGGGAUCUGUUGGCCGAUGAUGAAGAAGAACUGAGCGACGAGGACCACAAUGGACCGCUUUCUCCGCUGAGCGGACAGAGCAUCAAUUCCCCUCCUCCACCGCCGCUGGUGAUGAACUGAACUGCUCAAUCUCCCCGAUGGGGAGGGAGGAUUGUUACGGAUUGAACGAGGAUCUUCUUUUUUCGCUUCUAGUUGUAUUUGGAACGACCACAAUGAUAGUCAUUUUUUUGUAGGUAAGCUUAAGUGUAAUUUCUCAAUAUUUGAGAACCAGUUUUUUCCUACUUUCAUCAGUUGCUUGAUUUUAAAUGAUUCUCAGAAGAAAUAGUUUUAUGCUUUAAUAUAUACAUUUUGCGUCAAAAAUAAAAUAUUAAACCGAACUUGAACAAUGAAAAAAUACAAUAAAAAUCGUAAAAGUUUUCAACAAAAAAGUUAACCCCAUAAAAGUUUUGAGUUUUUAUUUUUCUUGCGACGAAUAAAAACGAGACAAAACAAAAAUGAAAUUAAUAUGUGAUUUCUUAACUAUAGGAGAACUAAUACGACACAUACAACUGUAACUGUUAAGGCGUAUGGUCGAAGAAGGGAAGCGCAUUUUACGUGAUCUAUAUGUAAGAGUGGGAUAUUUUUUUUUUUUUUUUGAUUUAGUGUUAGGAGGAGCAUCCGCGAGGGGCACAUUGCGCAACUUCGCAAAAAGGGGACAAUUUCGUACUGAAAAUUUAUACCAAAUAUAUCGGAUUCGAUAACUGUCCGCAGUGUGGCCCUCGUUCUCGCUGAAGCCGAAUCAGCGGCGUGAUUGAAAAGUGGAUGUGGCAUUACGGAGAACACUUGAAUGCUCGUUCAUUGACAGCUGAUACUCCGUUUGAUCCGUUAAGUGUCGGGUAGAGUCAUAUGCUUUUGAAAAUUUCUUGUAUCUCACAUUUAGUUUUUUCUUAAUUUUCUACCAAUAUCUUUUUACCGCGAGACAAAAAUUCAAAACUAGUUAGUUUUAAGUAACAUUCGUACUUUUCCUCUUUAUCCAUGGAUCUCAUCACCGGCCAAAGGUGACGCCCAGAUCUUUUCUAAUAAAAUCCUUUCCCGUGGUGAUUGUAGAGAUGCAGAGGUAUUGUCGGUCUCUAAAAACAAUUAUCACUUCACACUAACAUUCCUUCUCCAUCUCAAGUGACUGUAAGAAUUUGGCCGGCGCCGUUAUUGAUCAUUAAUAUUAGAGAUGCUAAAUUGUGCACAGCAGAGUCGCGUAACAAUUUGAAAGGACCAAUCCUUAGAUUGUUGAUUCUGAGAAAAUUUGAUGCGGCCCUCUUGAUAUAGAGAGAUCUUAUCAUUGGCCCUUUCGUGCAGGGGGCCUAUGAAUGAUUUGAAAAAAAGAAGUUAUUGCCCGUUUUGAAAAUAGGGCUUAUAACGUUAUUAUACAACCAGUUCAUCCCCACGGCUUCAGCGAGAGCCGCUCCGAAGCAACAAAAAACAAAACUGGGAAUCAUAAUGUGAUUAACAGAGACAAAAAGUAAACUUGCGAAACACACAAACCUAGGGUUAGUAAGAGUUAAGAAUAAGAGAGCCAACACCGCAGUAAGUCGUUAGAAAACGACGCUGAAUAAUUGAUAUUUAUCAAUAUUUUUAGGGCGAAAAUUUUACAACUUUCGGAAAAAAAACUUAGACGAAAAAGAAUACAAACGAAAUAUUUAAAAAGUAGUGAAAAGCUUGUUUUAGAUUGUUUUCUUACUCCGAAAAUUUAGGUAUUUGGAAAACGAAAUCGAAACCUAAAAUGUGAAAUAUUCGACUUAAGAGUUCUAUUAUUUCGUAAAAAAAAUAACCAUUACUGCGGGUAGAAGUGUUGCGACAAAAUCAACCAGAUGUGUAUUUGACUAUCUACAUCAAUUGCUAUUUUCGAGAAGAGUAAAACCGAGCGCUUACUUCUGUUAUACACUUUACUAUACUAUCGAACAAGCAUGAUUAUUACCAUUAUACAGCUACAUUAACAUUACCGGGGAGUUAAUAUUAGAGCAGAGUAGAAGCAAGGAUGGAUGGAAAAGUAGUACCGAGACGAGAUAGAAUGAUCUAUGCGCUAAACCUUGCAUGAUGACUAAGAGAAUGAAGGCAUAUAAACGGAUAAUGUGGUGGAAUGCAAAACUAUGUUAAGCCUAAGUGUUGUUUGGAGAAAAAAUAAACAUAGAAAAUAUAUUAAUGAUUAGUAAAA
Molecule: messenger RNA, 4269 nt
Organism: Aedes aegypti (yellow fever mosquito)
Lineage: Eukaryota; Metazoa; Arthropoda; Insecta; Diptera; Culicidae
Gene: Hexim
Exons: 2
Coding region: 708-2201 (497 amino acids)
Biological process (GO): negative regulation of transcription by RNA polymerase II; negative regulation of cyclin-dependent protein serine/threonine kinase activity
Cellular component (GO): nucleoplasm; cytoplasm; nucleus
Molecular function (GO): 7SK snRNA binding; cyclin-dependent protein serine/threonine kinase inhibitor activity
Source: RefSeq, a predicted model, not a curated record